Messenger RNA from Dermacentor silvarum, 579 nucleotides. Its product is annotated as inversin. The transcript has 4 exons. The record is from RefSeq and is a predicted model, not a curated record. Bases 106 to 579 code for a protein of 157 amino acids. Gene Ontology annotation, molecular function: protein binding. Lineage: Eukaryota; Metazoa; Arthropoda; Arachnida; Ixodida; Ixodidae.
UGCACGAAGACGCAACGACGGAUCUUGCAACAUCUGCCGCGGCACCUGCGCGGACUGACAGGGGGAAUUCUUGGCUGAAGUGCACUUUCUGGAAGCUCCGACCGUAUGGGAACGCUCGGGAAUGACCAGUCUGUGCUGCACCUGUGCGCACUCCGAGGCGACUGGUCUGAUAUCCAGCUUGGGUUGCUGGAGCCAGGAGCGCUGGAGGUGCAGGAUAAGCUGGGGCGGACUCCACUUUUCCUCUGUGUAAUGCUGGGUGACAGCCAGGGGGCACAGCUGCUGCUUCGUGCUGGUGCCAGACCCGACCAUGGCGACCAUGCUGGGCAGACGCCCCUGCACUUGGCUGCACGCAAGGGCCACCGGAGUCUGGUGCGCCUUCUGCUGGCUGCGGGUGCGCCUUGGGCGAGAGGGGACGUGCACGGAUGCACUCCUCUGCACUGUGUUGCAGCAGCAGCAGCCAGCUGGCCCGCACAGCUGGCGCGAAGUGUCCUGGGCAUGCUGCUCGAGUGCACGAAUGUCAGCCAAGUGGACCUGCAGGACAGGCUGAAGAAUGAACUCUUCCACAGCAGGGAACGAUGA